Molecule: messenger RNA, 444 nt
Organism: Echinops telfairi (small Madagascar hedgehog)
Lineage: Eukaryota; Metazoa; Chordata; Mammalia; Afrosoricida; Tenrecidae
Product: ubiquitin-conjugating enzyme E2 variant 1-like
Exons: 1
Coding region: 1-444 (147 amino acids)
Biological process (GO): protein K63-linked ubiquitination; DNA damage tolerance
Cellular component (GO): nucleus
Source: RefSeq, a predicted model, not a curated record
AUGGCAGCCACCAUGGGCUUGGGUGUAAAUGUCCCUCGCAAUUUCCCACUGUUGGAAGAAUUCAAAGAAGGACAGAAAGGAGUAGGAGAUGGCACAAUUAGCUGGGGUCUAGAAGAUGAUGAAGACAUGACACUUACAAGGUGGACAGGGAUGAUAAUUGGGCCUCCAAGAACAAUUUAUGAAAACUGGACAUGCAACCUUAAAAUAGAAUAUGGACCUAAAUACCCAGAAGCACCCCCCUUUGUAAGAUUUGUAACAAAAAUUAAUAUGAACAGAGUUAAUAGUUCUAAUGGAGUGGUGGACUCAAGAGCCAUAUCAGUGCUAGCAAAAUGGCAGAAUUCCUACAGCAUAAAAGUUGUCCUGCAAGAGCUCCGGCACCUAAUGAUGUCUAAAGAAAAUUUGAAACUCCCUCAGCCACCCGAAGGACAGUGUUACAGCAAGUAA